Molecule: messenger RNA, 561 nt
Organism: Schistocerca piceifrons (Central American locust)
Lineage: Eukaryota; Metazoa; Arthropoda; Insecta; Orthoptera; Acrididae
Exons: 2
Coding region: 1-561 (186 amino acids)
Source: RefSeq, a predicted model, not a curated record
AUGCUAGAAAAAGUAGAAGCUAUUGUACCUUCGGGUGUACCACACGAAAGUGUUCUAGAACCCCUCUUAUUUCAAAUUUAUGCAAAUGAUAUCAAAAUUCCAGUCAAUGGUACUCAUACGUUCCUGUUUGUUGAUGAUGCAAAUAUUGUUGUAACUGAUGUAAACCAUGUAUUACCAACAUCAACAACUACAGUUUUGGAAUAUUUAAAACAUUGGUUUGAAAUGAACAAGUUAACUUUAAAUAUUUUAAAAACUAAUUAUAUCCAUUCCAGUAAAACUAAGUCACAAAUGACCUGGAGAAUACAAAAUAGAGAAGAGAAUAUCGGUCACAUAAUUUUAAGGUGUCAAAUAGAUGAAAAUUUGUAUUUGAAAACCUAUAACCACUAUCUCGCUAGUAAGUUAAGUUCUGCUUGUUUUGCAGUAUGUGUAAUUAGUAAUGUGUCUAGUAAACAGUGUAGCAGAACCGUCUACUUUGUGUACAUUCACACAGCUAUUACCUAUGGUCUCAGUUUCUGGGGUAAUAAUAUGACAAAUUUAGAAACCAUCUUCACCCUACAUUAA